Molecule: messenger RNA, 10696 nt
Organism: Xiphias gladius (swordfish)
Lineage: Eukaryota; Metazoa; Chordata; Actinopteri; Istiophoriformes; Xiphiidae
Product: unconventional myosin-IXa-like
Exons: 43
Coding region: 466-7854 (2462 amino acids)
Biological process (GO): intracellular signal transduction
Cellular component (GO): myosin complex
Molecular function (GO): GTPase activator activity; protein binding; microfilament motor activity
Source: RefSeq, a predicted model, not a curated record
AGUGCACGCGCAGUACGACUCGCCGCCGUCCGUAGACCGAGGAGAAAAAGGGGAGAGAGAGCGCGGCGCGGAGAGGAGCUGUGGCAGGAGGGCGACGUGACGGGAGGACUCGGAACAGAAGCCCUCGGGACUACGGCGGGAGAGAGCGAGAGGGAAGGGAAACGAGAAACCGGAUCAUAUCUAGGUCCCACAGCGGAUCUGGAGGUCUGAGCGGCCGGAUACGUGGUGCGGACGCUUACGCGCGACAGCGUUUCUCUGCGGUAAAAUCAGCCGGAGUUUUUUGGACAGGAGGCGCACGGCUUGCCUGCUCUUCCUCGUCAGAGAGAGAGAGAGAGAGAAAAAAGAGGGUUUAUAGCGGGAGGUUUACGAAGCAGCGGACUGAAGGCGCAGUGGAGGAGUUGGGAUGUCCUGAGUCAGUCCUCUGGGCCCAGAGAGCGGUGUGCUGAUGGGACCUGCUGCGCCACCAUGAGUUUACAAGAUGGCGGCUGCAGCUACGCCAGCAGUGCCAACAUGGCCACCGCUAGUGGCAGCAUGCGGCGGCGCCUGGAGGACCAGGAGUUCACCCUGCGCGUCUACCCAGGCGCCCUGGCUGAGGGCACCAUCUAUUGCCCCGUCAGCGCCCGCAAGAACACCACAGCUGCUGAAGCCAUCGAUUGCCUCAUCGACCGGUUGCGCCUGGAGCGUACCAAAUGCUAUGUGUUGGCCGAGGUGAAGGAGUUUGGCGGGGAGGAAUGGAUCCUGAACCCCGGCGACUGCCCUGUCCAGCGGAUGAUGUUAUGGCCACGAAGCGCCCUGGAGAAUCGCAGCGGUCUGGGCAGCGGCGAUGACUACCGUUUCCUCCUGCGGGAGAAGAACCUGGAUGGAUCUAUUCAUUACGGCGGCAGCCUGCAGAUGUGGCUGCGGGUGACUGAGGAGCGUCGGCGCAUGGUCGAACGGGGCUUUCUCCCCCAGCCAGCAGGGAGCGACCCUCCGUCCGACCUCUGCGCUCUCCCGGAGCUAACAGAGCGCGCCCUUUUGGAGAGCCUCCGUGCGCGUUUCCGCCAGGAGAAGAUCUACACUUACAUUGGGAGUAUUCUUAUUGUGAUUAACCCAUUCCAGUUCCUGCCAAUCUACAAUCCUAAGUAUGUCAAAUUGUACGACAACCACACACUGGGGAAGCUGGAGCCCCACAUUUAUGCUGUGGCAGAUGUGGCAUACCAUGCCAUGCUACAGCGAAGAAAGAACCAAUGCAUAGUAAUCUCUGGUGAGAGCGGGUCUGGGAAGACCCAGAGCACCAACUUCCUCAUUCAUCACCUGACUGCACUCAGCCAGAAGGGGUUUGCCAGCGGGGUGGAGCAGAUCAUCCUGGGAGCCGGGCCUGUGUUAGAGGCCUUUGGGAACGCCAAGACGGCCCACAACAACAACUCCAGCCGCUUCGGCAAGUUCAUCCAGGUCAACUACCAGGAGAGUGGCACCGUCAGGGGAGCCUAUGUGGAGAAGUACCUGCUGGAGAAAUCCCGUCUGGUGUACCAGGAGCACAAUGAGAGGAACUACCAUGUGUUCUACUACCUGUUGGCCGGAGCCAGUGAAGAGGAGAGGAAGUCCUUCCAUCUGCUCAAACCUGAGGAAUACCACUACCUCAACCAGAUGACAAAGAAAUCGUACAAACUCCACUGGGACAAUUACUAUGAGAGCGAGCUGCAGGACUGCUUCACGGUGGAAGGAGAGGAUCUGAAACACGACUUUGAGCGGCUCCAGCUGGCCAUGGAGAUGGUCGGCUUCCUACCCAGCACACGCAAACAGAUCUUCUCCCUACUGUCGGCAAUCCUCCACCUGGGUAACAUCCGCUACAAGAAGAAGACCUACAGGGACGAUUCAAUCGACAUCUGCAACCCAGAGGUCCUGCCCAUCGUCUCAGAGCUGUUAGAGGUAAAAGAGGAGAUGCUGCUUGAAGCGCUUACGACCAGGAAAACUGUGACUGUUGGCGAGAGGCUGAUCGUGCCCUACAAACUUGCUGAGGCGGGCACGGUGAGAGACUCCAUGGCCAAGUCACUGUACAGUGCGUUGUUUGACUGGAUUGUGUUCAGGACCAACCAUGCCCUGCUAAAUAACAAGGAUCUGGAGGACAGUUCAAAGAUCCUGUCCAUAGGAGUCCUGGACAUCUUUGGUUUUGAGGAUUACGAGAACAACAGUUUUGAACAGUUCUGCAUCAACUUCGCCAAUGAGCGUCUCCAGCACUACUUCAACCAACACAUCUUCAAAUUAGAACAGGAGGAGUACAGGGCAGAGGGCAUCACCUGGCACAACAUCGACUACAUCGACAACAGCGGCUGCAUCAACCUGAUCAGCAAGAAACCCACAGCUCUGUUCCACCUGCUGGAUGAGGAGUGCAAUUUUCCCCAGGCUUCCAAUCAGACCUUGCUGGACAAGUUCAAGCGUCAGCAUGAAGGAAACAGCUACAUCGAGUUCCCUGCUGUCAUGGAGCCUGCCUUCAUCAUCAGACACUACGCUGGGAAGGUCAAGUACGGAGUCAAGGACUUCAGGGAGAAGAACACCGACCACAUGCGUCCCGACAUUGUGGCCUUGCUGAAGAGCAGCAAGAACGCCUUCAUCUGCGGCCUGAUGGGGAUCGACCCCGUGGCGACUUUCCGCUGGGCCGUGCUGCGAGCUUACUUCAGAGCCCUGGUGGCUUUCAGGGAGGCCGGCCGCAGACACACCCACAAAAAAACUGGGAAUGAUGCAGCAGUUCCCUGUACUGUUGUCAAAACCGUUGACAGCUUCAGUUUCCUCCACCACCCGGUUCACCAGAGGAGCCUCGAGAUCCUUCAAAGGUGCAAAGAUGAGAAAUACAGUAUCACUAGAAAGAAUCCCCGGACUCCUUUGUCCGAUCUUCAAGGCACCAACGCCCUGAACGAAAAAGCCAGCUGGGAUGGCUACGGUGUCGGCUGCAACGGCCGCAGCUCCAGGUCGAGUCGUCUCUCCUCGACGGGAAGUCCCGCCCUGGAGGAGGACGGGAUCUUCCUCAACUCGACCAACAGCAAGCUCCUGGAGAGAGCUCAGGGUAUCCUGCUGAGGAACAAAAACUGCAAAAGCAAGCCGACCCUUCCUAAGCACUUGUUGGACGUUAAGUCUCUGCGCUACCUGAGCAGCGUGACGCUGCACGACCGCAUCACCAAGUCCCUGCUCCACCUGCACAAGAAGAAGAAACCGCCCAGCAUCAGCGCACAGUUCCAGGCAUCCCUCAAUAAACUGAUGGAGACGCUUGAUCAGUCGGAGCCGUAUUUUGUCAAGUGCAUUCGAUCCAACGCUGAGAAGCUGCCGUUGCGUUUCAACGACAGCCUGGUGCUCAGGCAGCUCAGAUACACAGGUAUGCUGGAAACCGUCCGGAUCCGCCAAUCCGGAUACAGCAUCAAGUACACCUUCCAGGACUUUGUGCAUCACUUUCACGUGCUGCUGCCUCGAGGCACGAGCCCAACCAAGUCAGGUAUCAGGGAGUUUUUCAGACGGAUUCACCUGCUGCCAGCUGGGUAUCAAGUGGGCAACACGAUGGUGUUCCUGCGAGAGGUGGAGCGUCAGCGACUUCAGGCCCUCCUCCAUCAGGAAGUCCUGCGGCGAAUCGUCACACUGCAGCGCCGCUUCAGGGCCGUCCUUGAAAGGAAGCACUUCGUGAACAUGAGACAAGCUGCCUGUGCCAUCCAGCAAUGGUGGCGAUGCUGCCUCUUCAAACAGUCCACCAUAGACUCGAGCAUUGAGGAGGGGGCGGCGGUUUGUCUGCAGGCGGCCUGGAGGAGCUACAUGGAGCGCAGGAGGUUCCUGCAGUGGCGGGACUCUGCCAUCGUCAUACAGAGGAGCUGGAGAAACUGCUGCCAUCGCAGAUCUUUGGCAGCCGUGACGGUUCAGACAGCGUGGCGGGGAUUCAGAGAGAGGAGCCGCUACUGUCGGAUUCACAGGACUGUGACGCAGCUGCAGACGAUGGGCAGAGGAUACCUGGCGAGACUCAGGUUCAGAAAACUGACAGAACAGCAUGAAAGAGUGCAACUCAGCAGGCAACAGAGUCCACCGGCGGAGAUGGACGCAGGAACCAUGGAGGACCUCACCUCAUCAGGACAGGAAAGUUAUGUCCCUGCAGAACUUCCUGAAGACUCUAAGCCAGUUUUCUUCGAUGUAGGAGAGACAGAGAAAGAAGAGGACUCAGAGCGGAGUAGGAGCGUAGAUGAGACAAGCCAUAAGAACCGUUCAAAGCGUGAGAGCAGACGAAUGAGAGAGCUGGAGCAGGCACAGUUCAGCUUGGAGCUUCUGAAGGUCCGGACCACCAGCGCGGGAGGUCCUGUGCAAGAAGACUCGGUCCCAGAAAACAGUUCCUCUCAGCUGGAAGAGGAUCACAGACAUUCACCCCGAGGAUCCCCAGCUAGUCAUGAAAGUUUUGAAGUGCUCAGUGUAGAGGACAUGGAGGCUGAAGGCUCUGGAGCUUUUGGUUCCCAGUCGACAGCACCUCAAGAACAAUCCCAAACUGUAGAUAUUCAAGUACAUGAGGGUCUGAGGGAUUCAAACCAUAAUGAAAAGCCUAUAACCGAGGGUCCCAGGGCAACAUUUUAUAUCGCUUCUGACCAAAGUCCAGUUCAUGAACCAAAAUUUGAAAACCCCAGCAAAUCUCACAAAGAGAGAAGGGAGUCCAUGUCUCGAAGGCCAGUAGUGGUUUUAAUCAGUAUGCAGAAGGAGAGCCCUGUGGAGGAGGGGGAGCUGCUGGCAGCCCAAACCCUGGAAAGAGCUCCUCAAACAGGAACAGCAUCAUUCAGUUCUCAAAUGACCCCCAUUGUGGGCUUGGAGGUGGGAUCAGAGAUCGAGCAGGCUAAUGGGACUGGAACCCAGGCCAAAAGAGAUGUAAAUGGGGUGGACAAGUCCUCUAAGGUCCCCUCUUCAACCACUCGUGGAUCAAGUCCAGAAGUACCGGAGAUUUCCUCCUCAGAGGUGGAUAUCCAGAUCAUCCUGGAGCCCAGGCCCACUGUUCCCAGUCAGCAGGACAGGAAGGUGGGGCAGCCUGCACAGGAGGCUCCCAGCCCGAUCCUGGACACCAAACCACCCAAAGCCCAGAAGAAGAGCUCAGGCCAGACUGUGAUUGUGAACAUGGUGGAGAAACCGUCCAACACAGUGUUCUCCCCACCCAGACGCAAGCUGCCCUUCUCCAAGUCAGAUAAGGAUUUGGUGAACCAGGAGAGAUCCCUUGCCAUGUUCAGGGACGACUCUAAAUCUGCUGGAUCCAGAAACAGAGAGCAGGUGGUCCGUCCGGGCCCCAAAAAGAAAGCUCGAAUGUCCCGGACGCGCUCCGACUUCCUCACCCGCUGUAACUCUGAGGGGGCGACCCAGUCAGACGACGACGAUGAAUACUACAUCCCCGCCCACUCCCGCACGCUGCCCCCCGCCCUGUCUUCCCCACACGCCCACCCCGAGGCUGACUGUCACAGUGACUCAGAGAUGCCUUCUCAUAAAGACCAGAAGAAGAUCCAUAAGACCAUGUCAUCAGGAGACCUGGGCAAGGUGGAGGUCCUCAGGAAAACCUCCAGUCAAGAUGGAAGCAGGAUGAGAGGGAAGAUGCGAUUCUGGAGUAAGACGAAACAUGGAGAGAAGAAACUGUCAAGAGAGAAGCAGGCGAGCAGGACUGAAGCUGGAGAGACACAUGAAGGCCCGUCUCCUCCUCGCAGUCCGGACCUGGAGGCGGCUCCUUCCCGGGGGGUCAGGGACAGUAAGGAGAACAAAGAGCCGUCCCCCAAAAUGAGGAGGCGUCGCAGUGUGAAGAUCAGCAGCAUCGCUCUGGAGCCCGCCCAGUGGCAGAACGACGCUCUGCACAUCCUCACGUCGGCCCACGACUACCGCAGCAUGAACGACUUCCUCAUGAAGAAGAUCGCUGACCUGGACUCUGAAGAUGGUAAGAAGGACACCAUGGUGGAUGUCGUCUUCAAGAAAGCGCUGAAGGAGUUCAGGAUCAACAUCUUCAACUCGUACUCCACCGCUCUGGCUAUGGAUGAUGGCAAGAGCAUCCGUUACAAGGAUCUUUACGCCUUGUUCGAGCACAUCCUGGAGAAGACCAUGCGUCUGGAGCAGAGAGACUGGAGCGAGUCGCCGGUGAAGGUGUGGGUCAACACCUUCAAGGUCUUCCUGGAUGAAUUCAUGACUGAAUACAAGCCCAUGGAGGGAACCAUCGGCAGGGCUCCUAAACGUGAGCGCAAGAAGUCGAGGAAGAAGGAAACUGACAUUGUGGAGGAACACAAUGGCCACAUCUUCAAGUCCACCCAGUACAGCAUCCCUACCUACUGCGAGUACUGCUCCUCCCUCAUCUGGAUGAUGGACCGAGCCUGCGUCUGCAAACUGUGUCGCUACGCCUGCCACAGGAAGUGCUGCUCCAAGAUGACGACCAAGUGCAGUAAAAAGUACGAUCCGGAGCUGUCGUCUCGACAGUUCGGCGUGGAGUUGUCCCGCCUGACCAGCGAGGAGCGGACGGUGCCACAACUGGUGGAGAAACUCAUCAACUACAUCGAGAUGCACGGCCUCUACACGGAGGGGAUCUACAGGAAGUCGGGCUCCACCAAUAAGAUCAAGGAACUCCGGCAGGGGCUGGACACAGAUGUGAACAGUGUGAACCUGGACGACUACAACAUCCACGUCAUUGCCAGUGUUCUCAAACAGUGGCUGCGUGACCUGCCCAGCCCUCUCAUGACCUUUGAACUGUACGAGGAGUUCCUCAGGGCCAUGGGUCAGCCAGACAAGCGGGAGGUGAUCCGAGGGGUGUAUUCGGUGAUCGACCAGCUCAGCAGGACACACCUGAGCACACUGGAGCGCCUCAUCUUCCAUCUGGUCAGGAUCGCCCUGCAGGAGGAGACUAACAGGAUGUCAGCCAACGCACUCGCCAUCGUGUUCGCGCCCUGCAUCCUUCGCUGCCCGGACACCAUCGACCCGCUGCAGAGCGUCCAAGACAUCAGCAAAACCACCGCGUGCGUGGAGCUGAUCAUCAACGAGCAGAUGAGAAAAUACAAAGCUCGUCUGAAGGACAUCAGCAGCCUGGAGUUUGCGGAGAGCAAAGCCAAGAGCAGACUGACCCACAUCAGGAAAUCCAUGAGCAAAGGCCGUGUUCGACAAAGCAGCACCCACACGCCCUCGCCUCCUCUCAGCCCGCGGGCGCCCCCUGAGGUGGAUGGAGAGAGUGCGGGAGGAGGCGGAGGCGGAGGAGGCGGAGGAGGAGGAGGAGGAGGAGAGGAUGCAGCAGAGGCCGGGCUGAACGAGCAGCAGCAGCUGGCGAUGCAGCAAGAGGAGCGGAUCCUCACCGAGCAGAUCGAGAGUCUGCAGAAAGAGAAGGAGGAGCUGACGUAUGAGAUGUUGAUCUUGGAGCCGCGGGCGUCCGACGAUGAGACUCCUGAAUCUGAGGCCUCCAUCGGGACAGCAGACAGCUCUGAAAAUAUCACCAUGGAGACCAAGGGAGCCACCUCCGACCCCUCUGAGCGCGGAACUUAUCGCGCCAGAAAGUCGGAGGCAAAGAGCAGACGAGCUCUGCGCCGUCAGCCGGACUCCCAGGACUCAGCAGACUCCACCUCCACCAUCUCCUCCUACCACCCCUCGUCCUCUCUCUCUUCUAACGCCUCCGGCUCUCCGUCCCCUCACUACCGGUUCCGCUCCUCCUCCUCAGGGCCCCUGCUCACCUCCUGCGGUUUGGGGGCCCCGUUGGCCGAGGCGGAGGGGGGCCACCGAGCCGGCAAGACCCAGCACAGGCUCAGGCUGAGCCGCAGCUCGCCACGCGAGCCCUCGGGAAGCCACCGCAGGGAGUCGGACUUCAGCUCGGGGCCACAGCAGCUGGUUCUGUACGGCAGCAACGAGUUCAUGGUGUGAAGCCGGGGAGGGAAGGAACGCCGGCCGCCGCCUGUUCGAGCGCAGGAGGGUGCGCGAGAAGGGGAGGAGGGAGAGUCCGGGGUUGGACGAGGCUGGUCGCGGGGCGAAGUUCGUGCCCAGGGUCGCCCGCUGCCCCUCCUCGGUGCCCACCCUCCUCCUCCCCUGGUCCAGUCAAAGCAGAGAGCUGAGGGACUAAAAGAAGAGAAGACAGGAAACAUUACACGGAGGGACAAACCAACAGACUAAACAGGUUGAAGGAGGAAGACUGACGAAUAAUGUGAAUAGCAGAAAGAGUGAAGUGAAAAGCUUGUUGACCCUCUGAUCUCAGUGCUGUUUGGCCCCUGCUGGAGCACCAGGGGUCGGUUAAAGGAGAGAGAAGAAGAAGAAGAAGGGAAGGACGGGUAGUGAGACACAGAAAGAAACCCACACCUGCAAAGCCAAAUCUUAUAGUGCCCUGUCUUUAUUUUUUAGCAUGUGGGCAGGUGGUUAAAGCCACCCAGAAGAAAUGUAGCCAUAUUGACUGAACUGGCGGACAUUUUGUCUGUAACCAGCACCAAGCUAAGUCUGCUUUUCACGUUUACACAGGACACACCAGCCAAGAGGCUGCAUGCUUCUCCAUCACAUUUUUUCCUACAUCAGUUUGAAGAAACUGUACAGAAAUAUGUCACAGCUGUAUGUUACAUAUUAUUAUUAUUAUUAUUAUUAUUAUUAUUAUGUUACAGAGGAAAGAAGUGUACAUAGAAAGAAACUCCAGUGCUGCUCCUGGGUCGUUCAUUGUUGAUUAGUCUCUAUUUCCCGUUCUUUGCAAAGUGAAGUGUCUGGAACUCAGGUUCCACUUUUGUUUCUGUGCUGGUUUUGUUCAAUUUCCUGUCAUUUGAUAUUUUUUUUCUCUUUUUCUAUUUCACAAUGAACAGAGCCAGCUUUGAGUUGUCCUUGGGUUAUACUCUUGAGAAAUAAUAGAAGGAAAAGCUGUCGAUCUGCGCAUACGUUGGGUUUCACCCGUACUUGACCCGACGUGUCAAAUGCCAGUCAGCCAUAAGUGUUUUAAAUCUGCCUUUCCCCGCAAGCUUUCUGUUUUUUCCCUCUGUUUUACUCAGAAACAUCAGUGUUACUUUGUCAGGACUUGAAUUUUUUAAAUAUAUAUUAUUGCUGUAUUAUAGGUGUUGUUAUUGAUAUCAAAGAUGUCAUGUUUUUGUCGUCAAUAUUGUUUCACGGUUUAUUUUUGUUCAGAUGAAAGCCAUUUUUUCUUUCCUGUCUGUGUCUGUGUGUGUGUGUCUGUGUGUGUGUGUGCGCGUCUGAAUGAAUGAGUGAAUAAUUCCUGCCACUGUAUCAGCUCCCAUUCUGAGAAUGUGUAGUCGUCACUAGGCACACAUACGCUAGUGUUUCCCCUGAAAUAUUAUUCCUAGGAGGGUGGAAAAAAUCUCUGCAACCAUCAAGUGACACUUAAAAAAACUAACUCAGACUUAAGAAUUAUUUCAUUAGACUGAGUUUCAUUGCACCUGUGGGGGAGACUCUUGCAUUCGCCGACUCACUCGAACCGUCCACGUUGUCCUCUGAGCCAUCCAAUAUACUGUCUUCUUCUUCUUGUUUAACAAACAUAACGGUAGCUCUUCCAUCCUCUUCUCUCCCAGCUCUGGCUGUGAAAAAGUAGCAUUUAAUCUGCCUGUUAACCAGACAAAAACAAGUAGCGCCUAACUCAGACCGUCCUCGUGUUUCUGCAUAAUCUUACUCUCUCUCCGUCUCUGUCCAUACAGUAGCAGUGUAGUAUUCAGUUUUACGGGCCUACUCAGUAGCUUAACAGCAAUGAUGUCUCUGUACUAAAGCUGCAAUAUCUCUCCUUGCUUGCUGCGUCUGCGAUCAGAUACUUUUGGGCGACCUUUGCUCCGAUCUCACCAACACAAUCAGUAUUAAUCAACUUUUCCCCGAAGCCUGAAGUCUCAGUGAAGACUGCGCUGAUCUCAGUUUUAAUGCAGGUGUGGAGACUUGCAACAUGUCGUCUUUUUUUUAGAACAUUAACUGUAGACCUGUUUAGAAGAGAGAGAACAGUUUGGGAGGUGAGCUGAAAAGGACAAAAACUGAUUCCUGGUCAAAUAUCUUUAAGCUGGUAUUUGAAGGGAUGGUGUUUGUACAUGUCCAGGCUGUCUAUAUGGCAUUCUGCAAAAAACAAAAAAAAAAACCACAAAAAAAAAAAAGAAAAGAAAAAAAGUGAAUGUAACUGUCACUGGAAGGCAUGCUCUGCUUUCUCUGGUUGUUUUUGUUCCUCUUUUAUACACAGUGUAUGUACUAUUUAUGAUCAUGCGUUUGGGGUGUACAUUGGUUUAAAAGAAUCUGUUAUAAAAGGUGUUAUAAAAGGAUAUAUUAUCCUGUGUACGGUUCAUUAUCUACUAUUAAUCAUGGCAACAUUUUAACAGGCCAAACCUGGUCUGUCCUGUUCGUGCUACGAAGCGAAAAAAAGAAAAGCAUUGUGUCUCUGUCUGCGCCACUCUGGACACGGUUAUGUAUAAGGUGCAAUUUGUGUUAUAUUUCUUUUUUUAAUGAUAUAAACAUGUCUAUGGUUAUAAGAAAAAAAAAGACUUUAUGGGGGAAAAUUCAUCUGCUUAUUAAAAAAGCAAAACUGCAGCCAAACACAAGUGAGUUGUGUAAUAUUUUGCCUGACCAGAAAUGUGUAUUUGUACUGUGAAAGGAUGUCACUUUCAACUUCUCCUUAUUUCACAAGUGUUAUCAACAUCACAGAUGUGCUUUUCUUUUCAAUAUAAGAUGUACAGUUUUAGUUUUCUUGUAAAACAAUCGAAGUUAUAUUUGCAUUCACUGUUACAUACCAAAACACACUGUCUGUAUCGUC